UGAUGCAUGCCUCGCGCCAAGGGCGCAACGAUUCCCACGGAAUUUCGCGUCCGAGAGAGUACUCGCGAACGAUCGCUCGUCGCGACGCCCGACGUUUUCGGGUAGCGGCCCCCAUCGUUAUAUAGCUGGGACCCAGCGUCAUGUCCGAGGACUAUCAGCACGCCUGCGAGAGGGCAGAAUUAUUGGGCUUGCCGAAGCCUAGCGAGGAGGAGUGGAGGCAGUCGCAAGCGGCGAACGAGAAUCGUCGUUGCGACGAUGACGAUGGUGCAUUACAGGACUUGGAUUACGUGGACGAGGCGGCUGGACGCAUCGGCGGCGGUCUGGACGAGCUAAACAGCAUUCUGAGCACCACGCAGAAGAAGCUCAACAGAUUCAAGACAGUUUGCGGCAGUCUGGGAACGUUGCUCAAGGUGAAGGUAAACUCUCGCGGUGGAACGCCGCGUCACAAGCCCGAGGAGCCGAAUCCUGACGCGGGAAAGCAGGAAAAUCAGCAAGAGAAACCAGAAUCCAUGGUCGACGAGGUGAUGACGGUGGAGACGUCAAAUGUGACCAUCACGGACAUCGCGGACCAGCCCGCGAACAGCGGCGCCCAGCAGCUUGAUCUCAGCCUGAAAAUGAGAUCUCAUCUGGAUAAGCUGGAUUCCUUGGUCACGAAGGCCGAGAACGCUCAAUAUAGUAUGCAGCAUCAAACGAAACAAAUGAAACAGAUACUAAAGAAGUAAUUGCAAUAAAAUAAAAAUGAAUUAACCGGCUGAACGAUAAAUUCGCUCGAGGUUGAUCAUCAAUUAAAUUAAUCGUACCUUCCAUUUCGAAUGAAAAUUCACGUAAGAGGAUAUUUUACAGACAUGUCACGCGCGUAAAUUGAUCCCGAGGUAUUUCUUGUGUCUUUGACCGAUAAAUUCUACAUUCCUGUAGAUGUGUAGUUAUGUAAGAAAAUAUGAUAAGCAAUUUCACAAACAGCC
Messenger RNA from Cyphomyrmex costatus, 962 nucleotides. RefSeq lists its product as uncharacterized. The transcript has 3 exons. Lineage: Eukaryota; Metazoa; Arthropoda; Insecta; Hymenoptera; Formicidae. The record is from RefSeq and is a predicted model, not a curated record. The coding region runs from base 141 to 722 and encodes 193 amino acids.